Molecule: messenger RNA, 1245 nt
Organism: Angiostrongylus costaricensis
Lineage: Eukaryota; Metazoa; Nematoda; Chromadorea; Rhabditida; Metastrongylidae
Source: the annotation of a GenBank genome assembly
AUGGCUAUGUUCCUCAUCGUCGUGUCCCUGCUCUCUCUCACGCUUAUCAAUGGCGUUCAAACAGCUUCUUGUUCCUUUUACUGCUUCGUCUCUCCUGCACUGAAGGAAACGUUCGAUAUUAGCUUCUAUCGCAAUUUGUCGUGCACUCACUUCGUGUACGGUUCUUCGAGAAUCCGACCUGAUAUGUCUCUUUAUGGUGUCACAGCUCGUGAUAACAUGGACGUGAUGAAACCUGGAAAUCUGCGGAAAUUUUUAGGGCAUCUCGACGGUCUAUUCAUUCGAAUUGACGGGCCUAUUUUGGAAUCGACAAUUUCUCAACACUUCCUUUCAGCUGUUUCCAUGACUCCAUCGAAACCUUCUUUUAAAACGACACUGGCAAUCUCUCCACGUUGGAUGUGGCGAAUUGGUGAUAGAUUGAGCGAUCUUGUCGACUAUGUCGAUCACAUCUACAUCGCCAUGGAAGAGCUUCCAUCAUCGGAGGACGCAUAUUCGGUGAGUCAUCUCGAUCCUCUCAUGUCAGCACAGUCAAUCCCACUGGAGGAUACAAUCAGCGGCUGUAUAGACAAGAUGUUGAACAGUGAUAUACCAGCGAAAAAAAUAAUUGUUGGAUUAAGCAGCGGUGGACGAACGUUUAAGAUACAUUGGAUUAACCACCAAGGACUGGGUGGUGUUGGGCUGUCUUCUCUACAGUUGGACGAUCCCACUGACAGAUGUGGAUUGGGCCAAUAUCCAUCGCACAUGAUGAUUGGCAAAAUGUUAAAAUGUCGUACGAGAGAUCAUCACCGUCAACCUCCAGCCCAAUGCACUCGCCUUUGUUAUCUCGACAAAGGUGCCGAGAAGUUUGAUCCGUGGUCCUUGCAACCGUACUGGUGCAGCCACCUUGUCAUAGGACCUAUCGAUAUUCAGUUGACGGACGCUAUCGAAAUUUCUGUGCCGGUUAAAAAUCUGAUCAGCCGCGUUAACGACUGGAUCCGAAAAUCUGACGACAAUAAGGCGAAAAUCGUUCUCUCCAUUGGAGCACAGCAGAUGAAUGACAUUUGGCGUAUGGAGCUCAGCAUUCCGAUUAAAAGAAUGAACCUCAUUAACAAUAUCAAGAACACUGUUCGGUUUAUGAACGCAUCCGGAGUUGAGAUAUCGUGGACAUUUGAGCCACUUGGCAGUGUCAUGGACGCUUCACUUCUGUCGCAGUUCUUAGUCGAUCUAAGGACUGUAUUGCCUCAAGUAGGUGGUUUAUUAACACCUUAG